AUGGGUAACGGCACGACAGCCGUGUUGGAGCCUACAUUCACAGGCUAUGUUGCUACGACGCACGACGCCCUGAUCCUCUUCGAAGCCUGCCUUACGGGAGUCCUCCAUCAUGUCCCACGACGGCCGCACGAUCGUGAGCGGCCCCAGCUGGUUCGCAGUGGCAGCGUGUUCAUCUACGAAGAAAACGCGUCGGGUAUCAAGCGAUGGACAGACGGGGUGACUUGGAGUCCCAGUCGCAUUCUGGGGAACUUCUUGGUCUAUCGAGAACUGGACAAGCCUUUCCCUCCGGGCGAGAAGAAGCGAGCGAUGAAGAAGAAUACCCGGCGUCCGACCCAGCCGACCCGCGCGGGAGAGCCAUACCCUCGUCCUCAGACAGAGAGCAACGGCCAAACAUAUUCUCCAUCCGCCACUUCCUCGGGGGGCUCAUAUGGAGAACGAUCUGGACAGUCGGAGCUAGAACGCGCUUUGGUCGGUUCUCUAGUUGAUUCAUACGGCUUUAAGGAUUCAGGAUUGGUGAAGAAGACAAUGAGUGUGACUGUGUCUGGGGUUACCCACCACCUGGUCUCUUAUUACAGCGUGGAGGACGUCAUGCGCGGAGUGCUGAGCCCACCCUCUACGGUCGACUCGCUCAAGUACAUCAGGCCGCGACCGGAAUUGACCACCAAGCAGAGCUUUCGCGCUCCCAUCGACGAUUUGGAAACUGGCAAUAUGGAGGAGUCGGACCCGAAUCAGGCAUACUACGGCUAUCGCAGACCUAUGGUCGCCCAAGGAUAUCCGAUUCCGAACCCGAAUUACUACUCCAUUCCCGGGCCCGGUUAUGUGCCCCAUCCCCAGCAACCCAACGCGAUGCCUGGCUAUCCGCCUAUGCCAAGCCAUCCUUCAUACCUGCAAAACCCUCCGCCCCAUUCGGAGAUGCCGCCGAAGACAGAAGACUAUUCUACCUUCCGGGGCCCGCCUGCUGGAUACGCUCCGGCUUAUGAUCCCACGAAUCAGCAGUUGCAUCAUAUGCCAUCGCCAAUGAGCCGGCCGCAGCAUGCUCCGAAUCCCCCAAUCUAUCGCACACCUUCGUUGCCUGGCCGCAGUGUGCAACCGGAGAUGCCUCAGUCUGUAGACCCACACGCGCAGCAAACCCCGACCUCCUAUCAGAGGGGCAGCUUCAGUGUUCCGACCCCAAUGGAUGGAAACCAAGCCAUGGAUGGUCGAAACGUGUUGGAUAACCGGAAUGUGCAAUCAGAAAUCCCCCAGGCCGUGGACACGAAUCCCCAGCCGAAUCCACCAUCCUACCAAAGGAACAGUUUCAGCGUCCAAGGUGGAAUUGAGGGCAGUGCUCCGGUUGACCAGCGAAGCAUCAGCCAGAAGUUUCCGAGUUAUUGA
Molecule: messenger RNA, 1374 nt
Organism: Uncinocarpus reesii 1704
Lineage: Eukaryota; Fungi; Ascomycota; Eurotiomycetes; Onygenales; Onygenaceae
Exons: 1
Coding region: 1-1374 (457 amino acids)
Molecular function (GO): DNA binding
Source: RefSeq, a predicted model, not a curated record